CACGUGAUCAAGGUUUGCCAAAGAUGAUGCGAUUAGGAAGCUGCAAGUCGCAAAUAAAAUGAGCAUAACAUUAAUUUGACAGUAGAAACAAUGGCAGAAGCUGGUGACAGUGACCAUGUGGCCGGUCCUUCUGGUACUCUGCGCCCAUCUUUUGCAUUGGGCAGAGGACCGGCAGGGCGCUUGUUACCGAAUCCUCCACCACCAGGCAGACUCACUUCGUUACGCUCCAGAGACCUUACACUCGGAGGGUAUAAAAAGAAAACAUUCGUACCAAACGUCAACUCCAUCCGGAAAAACAAAGAUGAGUUAAAGGCGGAGACCCACGUCACACCAAAAACGGAAAAGAGAAAACGUGAAGACCGGCAGAAGGAGUGGAGACGCAGAGAGAAACCACAAACUAUCCAGUCCCACUCCAUUUUCGAGCAGGGUCCUGCAGACACCUUCAAAAAAGCAGGAAGCUGGGGAGCCUCGAAUCUGAGCGACUGUGAUCCUGCGGCGCUCACAAGGUCUGUCAAAAAGGAAAAGAACGCUGACGACGACGACGACUGCAAGAUUUUAGAAAAGCUGCAUCGAGAUGACUUCAUAGACGACCCUGGACUGAAGAAUGACCCCAGGCAGGAGCCGAUAAGACUUCCCCUGCAUCAGUCGUGCCACGCUUGGUCAACCAGGACGUCCGCUUCUUUAAAGGAAGCGUCGUCCCCGCAGUCGACCGGAACCGCUUCUCAUCAUCCUCCUACCGUAGGGGAACUAUUCCAGCGCCUAAAUCUGUCACAGGAGGAAGAGCUGAUGUUCAUCCAGCUCCCUGAUACCAUACCGGGCCCCAGGAAAGCUGCAAGUGAGACAAUCCCUAAAACAGACGGCAAAGCUGAAGAUAAAAGCGCCGCUCAGCUCAAAACACAAGAUCGGGUGGAGGAGGAGGCCACACCCGUGCUCUCCGACCUCUCAGAGGGACCGAUAGGAAAGCUGCAAAUCAGGAGAUCCGGCAGAGUGCAGCUAGUCAUGGGCGACGUUACGCUGGACGUGUCCGAAGGAGCAGCGUUUUCUUUCCUGCAGCAACUGGUGUGCGUGCGGCUCACCGAGGGUCGCACCGGAGACCUGACCGUGCUCGGCAACGUCAAACACAAGCUGGUGUGUUCCCCCGACUUCGAGGCUCUCCUGCACGGGGUCAAAGCGUCCCCACACACCAAACCUGUCUCGUCCUGACCCGAUUCUGUGUUUUUUUUUAUUAGUUUUGAAUUGUACGGACACAUCAGGCUUUUAUACAGUGUUAAUAUUUAUUUAGCGAGUAAAGAUACGAUACAAAA
This is a messenger RNA of Trichomycterus rosablanca, 1304 nucleotides long. RefSeq lists its product as uncharacterized. Gene Ontology annotation, cellular component: RNA polymerase III complex. The coding region runs from base 91 to 1203 and encodes 370 amino acids. Gene Ontology annotation, molecular function: DNA binding. Lineage: Eukaryota; Metazoa; Chordata; Actinopteri; Siluriformes; Trichomycteridae. The record is from RefSeq and is a predicted model, not a curated record. Gene Ontology annotation, biological process: tRNA transcription by RNA polymerase III. The transcript has 9 exons.